Molecule: messenger RNA, 9012 nt
Organism: Musca domestica (house fly)
Lineage: Eukaryota; Metazoa; Arthropoda; Insecta; Diptera; Muscidae
Product: serine-rich adhesin for platelets
Exons: 5
Coding region: 1-9012 (3003 amino acids)
Source: RefSeq, a predicted model, not a curated record
AUGAAUUUCGUGAUUCUGGUUGUCCUACUUGGACUCCUUGGAUGCAGCACCAUAGCCGAAGCCCAGGUAUUGGUACGCAUUAAACCCGUAAGUGCGGAAGAAUAUCAGGCCCUAUUGGAAUUGAGAACUGAGGGUAGUGAAUCGAAACGUUCAGAAAAUGGUAUUUUCAGUGGGGCCUUGUGGGAAAAUGUUGGACGUUAUAUUGAACAAUUGCUGGGCAGUAAUCGCCAGACAAAGGCAUUGGGUGGCUUCCCUCUCUGCUCUAUUCAUGCUCCGACCACUGAAAUGGCACGACAGCUGGAUGUGAACCGUUUCCGUAGCAUAGAGGAUUUUUUGAAUUCCCUGGGCGAUCAAAAUGACAGAAAUAAGGGUACUCCCGUCAUUAAUUGUGUCUUGGUGGUCGAUGACAGCAAAACAACCACGACGACAACCACUACUACCACAACAACGACAACCCCAAAACCCGACACUGGCACUAAUGGUGAUAUAAUAACAAGAUUUGGUGGUUACUUCCCCGGUUUUGGUGGCUAUCCAGGACUCUAUCCUGCAUAUUUGGAUUCCCCAUAUGCCAACUAUGCCCUGAGAAAACCAAACAGUUAUCCCGAUUAUUCUGCAUAUUAUCCACCACCCCCUCCUCCACCACCAUCACCCGAAUACACAUAUGUCUUGGUACCCAAACGUCCACCAACAACAGUCGAUUAUGCACGUGAUGUGGAAGACAGAGAGGAAGUACAACAACAGCAUGAACAACAGCAUGAACAACAACAAGAACAAUAUCCUCAACAAUAUUUACACCUGAAACCAAUUUCCAGCGCUCCACGAAAACAACGUCCCCAUACUAAAGCAUCCAAGCCGUCAGCACGACGCCGUCAUGUUCCCCAGCAAAAACAACAUGUCACCAAAUCCCUGCCACAAAAUGUACAACAGCAGCUCUCAAAUAGACAACGUAAUGCCAAAAUGUCAUACCAAAAUUUUGAGGUAAAUGAUCGAAUAGCUGAUGGAGAUGAUUGGGAAUUAUCGAUGCCACCGAAAGCCCAAACACAUUCAUUAAAUAAUCUGAAAACUAAAGUAAUGGCCAUAACAACAACAAGGAAGCCAUUAAUGGAAGCCCUGGUCUUAAACAGUGGCAUUGAGAAUCAAGAAGAUGCAGUGGAGACGCUAUUGCCAAUGGAUUUAAAGAAUGACUAUCGUCAGCAUUUGCAAGAGAUGAAGGAGACAACGGCAGCAACGGGUGUUAUGGCUGCUAGACCCUCGUUUACUACCACUAACGUAAUCGGCAGCAGCAGCAAUAACAACAAUAAUAAGAUUACAAGAAAUAACAUUAAGGCAAAUUAUCAGGAUAAUAGGGAUUUGGUAACUACGCCUGAUUCCUCGUCGUCGUCUUCCUCCUACUCCUCCUCCAACACCAUGGAGAUGUUGUUUAACGAUAGACAUCCAGAGAAGAAGCCGAACAUCACGGACAAAGCAACAUCAGCUACAUCUCCGACAUCAUCAACAUCAUUGUCUGAUUCACUGCUGGACUAUGUCCUCCUCGAGUACAUGACAAAAACUAAACAGAAUCUUACACGAAUUUUGGAAAGCAACAAAGACUCUGCCAAGGAGAGAAAUUCAACGUUGACGACAUUGUCAAAUUUUGAGAGAAUACAACAACAGCUAGAAUUUCUACAAAAGAAUGCUGAUAAGUUGAAGAAAUUCCAACAGGUUGAGGAGAGAAAGAAAAAUGCAUCGCUGUCACCAACCAUGGCUAUCGAAUCAAAUGAUGCCAAUGAGCUGGGCGAGAGGGAUGGGUCAGGCUUUAAAGAGGCCACUCAAAACAAUGAUAACAAUUUCCAAAUUGACAAUAAAGGCCAGUAUCUUGGCCAGACAAUCGGCACAAAUGAAGGAGGCCGUAAUAACAUGAAGGAAAAUACCAAUGGGGAUGAACAAGAAAUGCAUAAUCUAAAUACGGCAAUGAAUUUAAGUCAGGAAUUCCAAACGGAAAAUACCGGGAAUUUGAUUGUAAUUGGAAAUUUAAAUAACAAAACAAAUAAGGAAGACAAAUUCCAGGAUAUGCCAAAGGAUGACAAGGAGAACAACAAGAAAAAUAAUACAAUUAUAAAAUAUUUGCAAGAUGUUGAAAAUGCCAUGAGGGAUUCGGAAAUAGUUCUUGGUAGUCAAAAGAAUAAUAAAAAUGAGUCAAUUUCCAAUAACAGUGAUGUUGCUGCCAACCCUGUGUCUCAGCAAAUCUCUUUGGAAGCUAGCAGUUCCAAUGGGUUUGGAUUAAAUAAUGUCUCUCCUGAUACAAUGUCAAAUAAACAAAUGCCUGGCCUAGUCAAUUCCAGUCUUAAAGCGAAAGAUACAGAUAACUCGACAGAGAGUAAUCGGGAAAUUAUGGUUGAAUCAAUAAUAAAUAACUUGAAAACUUUGUCUCAAUCCUCCGAAAAUAAUCCGACAUAUAAAAAUUCUUCGGCGAAAGAAAAUGUAGCCAUGAUUUCUUUUAUUAAAAAUCUAGAGAAUUUGAAUAUUACGUCAUUUUUGAAACCAACUUCAAAUGAAACAGUAGCUUCUGAUAAGGAAUGGAAAUUGGGAAAUAACGAGCCAAUGAAACAAGUAUUAAGCAAUCAUCAAGAGACCCUAAAAAAGUCAGAAGAUCUGCAAUUAUUAUCCCAAAACGACCAUUCUGAAUAUCUGCCCUAUGUGGACGAAGACAAACUUCUCGCCUUGAUCAAAAAACUGAAAAACAUAAGAGAUAAUAGUGGGAAGGAAAAUGAUUAUUUAAAUGGAGAUCAACAAGCGCCCAAUGAUUCAACUACUCAUGCAACUAGUGUUGGUGAAAAUGUCCUAAAGAAUCCAAUUGGGUUUACAAUAGAAAUGUGGAACCAAAGUCUCUCCACAUCGUCGGAAGUACUUCCCAUAGAUAUUAAAACAGGAGAUACAGACAUUUCUGGAGCUAACAUACCUAUAACAGAUCCCACUGUAAAAGAUGUUCCAUUUACAGACCAACCUGAAUCCAGUGAGAAUUUUUCCAGACAUGUCAACCCAAGCCCAUCAACAGGUCUUACAACAGAGUUGUUGAACGAAGAUAUGCUAACGGCAACAGAAAUGGCCAAAUCGGAAAGAAAGACACCGGCCACUGUAAAUAUAGAACUGGCCCCAGUCGAUACACCUACAACAGAGAUCGUAGUCCCGUCUCCGGAGACAGAAGUUCCGUCCUCGGAACUUCCAACACCGGAUAUACAAGACAGGUCUUCAUCUGCAGAACCGAUUUUUAGUGAAAUUUCAAUGACAGAAUUCGAAUCGACCUCUACAGAGUUGCCAACAACGGGUAAUAAUGACCUGAAUAGGAAGACAAACGAAGAAAGCCCCUCAUCAGAUUUCACAACAAAACUGAGAAGAGAAAAUGUCCCCUCCAAAGUUGUAGAUGAAAGAGAGGAAAACAUAAGUUUAACAGAAGAACGGUCUAAAGUCAAUAUGUUAAUAACAGAGGCACCAAUAACAAAAACAAUGUUUUUAUCCACAGAACCUAUAUCUACAGAUUCCCCAACAACAGUAAAUGUAGCUUCUUUAACAGAGUCUGUAACAACUUCAUUCAGAAAUUCCAAAACAAAUAUCUCAGCUGAUUCCAGAGAAGAUCUCCUCAAACGAGGUGAUGUAAAUGCUUUAAUAGAAGAACAGUUAAAUUUCAAUAUGACAACGUCUACACCAGAACCAUUGGCAACAGAAAUUUUAUCUACAGAACCUACUUUAACAGAGUUAUUAACAACAGAAUUCGGAUCCUUCUUAACAGAGUCGACAACAGAAACAGAAUCCAAUGCUUCAAAAGUCUCCAGUAUCGAAGCAGAAUCAUCGAUCAAAAAAAUGUUACUUACAGAGCCGUCAACAACAGAACCUACUCUAACAGAGUCAUCGACAACAGAAUCUGAAUCCCUGUUAACAGAGGCAACAACAGGAACUGAUUCCAACAAUCAAAACUUUUCCAGUAAUGAGCCAGAAUCUCCACUUCUAGAAAUGUUACCCACAGAGCCAUCAACAACAGAAAUUUUAUCUACAGAACCUACUCUCACAGAUUCAUCAACAACAGAAUUUGGAUCCUUGUUAAAAGAGUCAACAACAGAAACAGAAUCCCGCUCUACAGAACUUCCCAAAAAUGAAGCAGAAUCUUUAAUUCAAGAAAUGAUACCUAUAGAACCAUCAAUAACAGAAAUGUUAUCUACAGAACCUACUCUAACAGAGUCAUCAAUAACAGAACUCAAAUCCAUGUUAACAGAGUCAACAACGGGUACAGAAUCUGCAAUUACAGAGGUUCCCAGUACCGUAACAGAAUCAUCAUUCGAAGAAAUGUUAUUUACAGAACCCUCCGUAACAGAUAUGGAAUUGGAAAAACCUGAAAAAGAAAAGCCCAAAAAUGAAGUAAAAGGGCAAGAAUCCGAAACAAUUAUAACAGAAAAGCCAACUAAGGAGGUCACAUCAAUUGAAGCGCUUCUUCCACACAACCAGAUGGGGGAAGCAUAUAUACCAGUAAAAGUUGUAUAUUCUACAACAAAUCCAACAGAUGAGACCUUGCCUGCAGCUUUGCCCAUUAACAAGAACAAUGUUUCUAAUCCAGAACAGUUAAAAGACAAAACUAUUCCAAAAUCCGAACUCGUAUCUGAACCAGAAAUAUUAAAAGAAGAAAUUCUUUCAAAAUCUCAACCAAACGUAAAUUCUGUUAACUCAUCGGCAAGCCCAGAACCCUUUACAGCCAAUUCUGCCCUGCCCCUAACAAAAUCUGAAGUUAAAGCAAUAAUACCCAAAGAAAAUCUAACAUUCGAAAUAUUCACCAAAGAUUUAAAAAAAAUCAAUACAGUAACUCCCAUAGGACAAGAACCUACAACAGAGGUCGUAGAACUUGAUCCGUUAACAACAGAGGAAUCAACAACAGAAAUAACCUUCACUACUGAAACCACAAGCGAACACCAAAAACUACUUCCUGAACGCAUUACAAUGACAGCUGAAUUGAAGACACCGACCACGGAAUCCUCCAGCAUAACAGAGGACCUUACUACAGAAUCGAUCACAACAGAGGCAACAUUAAGAGAUCUACAAAUUUCUGACAAAACAACAGAAUCACAAACAGAUGGUCCUUCGACGGAAAAGCUUUUAACAGAAAUGUCAACAACAGAAGAAAACUUUACGGAGCCAUCAACAACAUAUACACCGUUAACAGACUCUCUAACAACAGAAGGCCUCAGUACAGAGCCAUCCCUGUUAACAGAGGAUUUUUUAACUACAGAAAUAUUUUUAACAGAACCACCAACAACAAAGGUGCCCUCAACAGAAAAUGUUGCUCAGAACAAAACUGAACCAACAACAAAUACAUUUUCAACAGAAAUGCCACACACCAAAUUAACUCAAAAUAAGGCAGCAUUUGGAGAAAUUCCAGCUGCAGAGAGUUUAACAACAACUACAGUCAUUUCAACAACUCUCGAAUCUGGGACAUCGGAAAUGCCAUUUAGAGAUCAACUGGUAGUUGAUUUAUCGAAAAAAGUAAAAGGUACCAAGGGAUCUACAACAGAACUUCCAAUAAUUGAGCUACCAAAACUAGCAACAGUCGAUCAGCACGAAAAUAAAACAUUACCAGGGGAUAUUCUUACAACAAAGCCAGAACGAAUAUCUGAGGCGUUAGUAAUAUCAACAGAACAUCCUAAUACUUCCAAAUCCUCAAUUACUAAGAAAGCAGGUAUUCUUACGACGGAAUUUUCAGCUUCAAAGAUUUCACCUGCCCCCAAAAAUGAUUCCGUGAGGAUUGUGACAUCGGAGAACACUCUACAAAAUCUUCAAAGCACAACAGUCUCCACAAUAACAGAACUCCCAACAUUAAGUACACUGUUAACAAAUCCCAUAACAGAUUUGCCAACAGCGUCCGUAACAGAAAUGCCAACUAUGGAUUCACUGACAACAAUUCCCGUAACAAAGUGGCCAACAUUCGAUUCGAAUUCUGAUUUACCAACCUCAGACAAUGGAUCUCAAAUACAACAUUUAAAUAAUUUUAAAGAGAAUUCUGAAACAUUUACCACCAAUAGCCUCAAAGUAUUGGAAAACAGCACAACCUCAACAAAAAAUCACAACAUGGAGAUAUACGUAAGUGAACAAACGGAAUUGCCAACUACAACAUUUAUGACAACUGAAUGGCCAAUCUUAAAUAAAGCAGAGAAGGGUAAAGCUCCGACACUAAAUGGUUUAAAAGAUUUAGAAAAUUUGAACUCCUUGGGUAUGGAAUUGGAAACUUCAAAGCCCGAUGAAAGUAUUUACGAAAGCAUUGCAGACAUAGUUGAAGAUAUAACAAACACAGAUAUACAUAAUAUAAAUGAUUUAAGGGAAAAAAUCUCAAGUUCCGCAGCCGAAAAUGUUGCAGGUCCAAGCUUUGAGAAGAAAAAUACGCCAGCUGAUCUUAAUACUGACGCACUUGCCACACCUGACAAUAUUGAAAUGACAAUAAAACGUAAGCCUAAUGUGAAUCACACUGAAUCUGAAGUACUAAAUUCCAUAGAAAAUUGGCAGAAUAAGAACCUCAAUAAUUCUACAAUAAAAUUAAUCAACGAAACAUCGAAUUCUACAAAGGAAUUGCCAAUCAACGAAAAACAUAUGGUUCAUGAAUUACCAAUGAUACCUAGACCUGGAUCUGUAGACUCUUCACUGGAUGAUCCUAAAAUUUUGAUCAACGGUUCCGUUGAUAAAUUGCAAAUGGAAUUGCCAACAAGUUCUGGAACAAUGGAAUUACCAACUAAAUUGACUACAAACGGGAUGCCAAUUCUCGAUCAAAUCCCAAAUUCUGAUGAAUCAUUCAAGGCUUCUCAAUCUACUCAAAUAUUAUUAGAAAAUCCAGAAGCUGAUCUUGCACUGGAAGAGACUUUAUACGACUAUGAAUUACCAACCACCUUUGAGUUGCCAAGCCAAGAAUAUAUACCCUUUGAUUCCUCGCCAAAUCCCGAUGGCAACUCAGAAAAUACCUCGACGCAAAUUCACAAAAAUAAAUACUCAAAUGAGAACUUCGAACCUUUACCUUCUUCUCUCGAAGAAAAAGAAAUAAAGAGUGAAUCUCCUGAAAUAUCUACUUCCGGAUCCGAUCCAACACAUUUCGAUGACAACAUCCAAAGUAUUCUAUGGCAACUGCGAGAACAAUCCACUCAUAAUCAAACUAACAAAAGCAUAUCAUUACAUAAUACACCCAAUAAUAGCGCUGUGGUCUAUGCCGGACCUCAUGGGCCCAUUGCCAAUUCACAAUCAUCAUCAUCGUCAUCAACAAAUGACACCGAAUUGAAACCACAGGAUACCACAGCAAAUUUAGAUGAAUUAAUAACAAUUAGAGGAAAUUCAUUGCAAGAAAUAUCUGGAAUAAACAAGAUGUCACAGCAAGGACAAAAUAUACCGACCAAAUGUCCAGAUAACAACAACAAUAAUAAGGACCCCAAGCGGGGGAAAUUACAUGAGGAUGGUGCAGCCACGGUUAAUUGCUUUACAACACAAACUAUGCAAUUAACAACAUUGCCAUUGCCAUCGACAAUGGCAGCAGCUCCAGCUGAAAUUACCACAGGCCCAGGCCCAGCGAUACCCACAAGAGAAUUCAAAGACCACAAUGACAAUGAGGAUGCCAACGACGAGGAUGAGUACUAUGAUGAUGACGACGACAACGAAGAAGAAGAAGGUGAAGAAGGAAGACCAGAUUCAGACGAAGAGAUGCUGAUAAUGGCGUUGACAGAAACUAUAGAAAAUCAAGAGGGAGGCAUUGAAAAGUGGUCAACAUUUAAAAACAAUCAUCUGAAUAACGGUAGCUUAACCAAAGCCGACAAUGGCAAUGAUGAUGAUGCUGCUGUUCAGAUGGAAGCGAUAAUGGCCGAUGAGAAUGCUUAUGAUGAUGUUCAUGCUGCUGCUGGCUCCGAGGGUGGUGGUGAAGUGCCGAACAAAUAUGAGGAUGGCGUGAGUGGGAGCAAUGUUAAGCAUUUUAGAAAUGCUGGGAACGUCAAUGGCGAUGAUGAUGACGACGACAACGACGACAGCGGUGAUGCCCAUGCUGAUGAAGGUUCAAUUAAUGACAAGGACGCUAUCAGACCAAAGACAAAGGUAAAUGGUCAGGACAUGGUAAAUGUUGAAACUACAAGCAGGUUAAAGGACACAACACAAAUGGAUACAGAAGAUGCAGACAUCGAAACAAAACCGAUUGGACAAUCGACAAACAAUGAAUUUAAAAUAACAGCAACAAUGGAGAAAAACAUGAAACCAAUCCACACCGGGGUCGUCCAGGGAGAAGUGUCAACAAUUGAAACUAAAUUGCUUGACAUAUCAAAGCUCAGUUUAAGCGAUAAUGAUGAUAUGGUGACAAAGAAUAGAGAGGGGAUGAAGGAGAUGGAAUUCAAUCCAUCCUCAUCAGAUGCUGAAAAUGAUGAGAUCAAUAAUGGAAAAAUAGCAAUAACGGGGCAAAAGGAUUACAAAGGAAAUGAAAAGGAAACACUGAUAGAAAAUCAUCUUCAACAUCAUCGUCCAAUGACAGCCCUGGCAAAUGAUGAAAAACAACAUCAACAUCAUAAAAAAUUGACCAAAGAUGAACUGGAAAAAGAAUUCCGAGCAAUGGAGAAGGCAUUGAAUGCUCACUUUCUGCGGGCCAAUGUAAAAACACUCGAUAGUCUGGUCCAACAAGUCGAACAAUUGUCCCAAUUGGCAGAUAUCUUUUUGGGUACCGAAACCCUUUCUCAUCUACAGCGCUCAUCUUCUCACACAAAUGGCAAACCAGACACAUCGACGAAAAGGAAAAAGAAACAUCAGCCAACUUUAAAACAUAUUCUAACAUCCGAACACCAUAGUGGCAGAGAGGAAAUUACACCGACAAAUUGGUGGCAUUCAUUGCCAUAUGCGGAAAUUACAAAAUUUCUAAAUUCCAUCUUUGAUACCCCGACUUCCAAUGGCAGGACGAUUGCCGCAGGGAACGGUGUUGAUUUGACAUUAAGCAGAUCCCCGACAAAGCGACAGCCGUCGCAUCAAAAUCAAGGGACGACAUGA